CUCCUGAACAGACAGACAGUCCCUACCUGCAGUCCUGGGCACAGACAUGAGGCCUUCUCCCCAUGAGGGGACUUUAUCCGCUUGGCUUCUCCUCGCUUUCCUAUCCAGCACCACGCUGGCUGCGGAGAGGCACUACUACAUAGCCGCUGUCAACAUUGAUUGGGAUUACUCGCAUAACAAGACUGAUCGUGUCUUCAAGAAAGCUGUAUACAGAGAGUAUGAGGAUGCCUCCUUCACAAAGCCCAAGCUUCAUCCCCCCUCCUUGGGCUUGCUGGGGCCAACGUUGCGUGGGGAGGAGGGUGACGUGAUCAUUGUGAAGUUUCGGAACAUGGUGGAUCAUCCUUGCAACAUCCAUACGCAUGGCGUGUCCUAUGGGAAACAGUCAGAGGGAGCGUUAUACUUUGACAAUACCUCCCAAAAGGAGAAGGAGGAUGACGUCAUCAACCCGGAGGGCUCCCAUGUAUACACCUGGGAGCUGACGUCCGGAGUGGCCCCCACCGCUGCCGACCCCCCCUGCCUCACACACACCUACUUCUCCCACGUCGACAUGACCAGCGACUACAACUCCGGCUUGAUUGGCACUCUCUUGGUCUGCAAACCUGGCAGUCUGGAUGCCUCUGGGAAUCAGAAGCAUUUCGAUCAGGAGCAGGUCCUCCUCUUUGGCAUCUUCGACGAGAGCCUCAGCUGGUACAGCAAAGGAGCCCCACCCAGCCCAGAGCUGAUGAAAUACACCAUCAAUGGCUACACCCAUGGCUCCAUCCCAGGCCUCAGUGUGUGUGCCUACAGUAGCGUCACCUGGCAUUUUCUGGGCAUGAGCUCAACGCCAGAGCUAUUCUCUGUGCAUUUCCAUGGGCAGGUGUUCGCCCAGAACGGGCACCGGGUGUCGUCUCUGGGCAUGGUGAGUGGCACCACCACCAGUGGAGUCAUGACGCCUCUGCACGAGGGACGCUGGCUCGUCGCCUCUUACCUCAACCAACACAUGGAAGCGGGUAUGCAUGGAUUUCUGACAGUGGAGACGUGCGAAGCCUUCAAGAAGCCUGUGCGCAAGCUUAGCAUGAAUGAGAUGCUCAACAGUCGACUGCGGACCUAUUACAUCGCUGCAGAAGAGGUCAUAUGGGACUACACUCCAAACCUACCUGAUUAUGUUGACGCGGAUUUCAAAUCCAAAUACCUGAAGCAGGACCCAGACCGCAUUGGCCACCGGUACAAGAAGGCUGUAUUCACCCUGUACACAGACGAGACCUUCACAAAGCUCAAUGAGAGUAAGAUGGAGCAGGGGAUCAUCGGACCGGUUAUUAGAGCACAGCUAGGAGAUGACAUAAAGAUUGUGUUCAAGAACAAGGCCAGCAGGCCAUACAGCAUCUACCCCCACGGCCUCACCCUAGACAAGGCUGGAGAGGGGGCCAGCUACCCAGCGGGAGGCAACCAGAGCCACGCGGUUCAGCCGGGCCAGACGUACACGUACGAGUGGAAUGUAGUGGAGGAGGACGAGCCACUAGCCGGCGACGCCCGCUGCCUGACCAGGAUGUACCACAGCGCCGUGGACACCCCCCGGGACAUCGCCUCCGGCCUCAUCGGGCCCCUGCUCAUCUGCAAGGGCCUGGACCCGAGGAAAGUUCAGAUGAAAGCAGACAAGGAGCAGCAUGCAAUGUUUGCUAUUUUUGACGAGAACAAAAGUUGGUACCUGGAUGAGAACAUUCAGGAUCGCUGCACUAACCCAGCCAGAGUCAGGAAAGAUGCACCAGACUUUUAUGCAUCAAAUGUUAUGCACACUAUCAAUGGCUACAUGUUUGAAAGCAGCCAAGUGCUGCGCUUCUGCUAUGAGGACAUCGCCUCAUGGCACGUCUCCAGCAUCGGCGAGCAGAGCCGCAUCCAGACCGUGACUUUCUACGGCCACACGUUUGAAGUGAACAACAGAGAGGAGGACUUCCUGUCUCUCUUCCCCAUGACGGGAGAGACCGUCUCCAUGCACAUGGAUAAUAAGGGUGACUGGCUGUUAUCAACGCUAUAUUCGCAUGACUCAACCAAAGGCAUGAGAGUGAAAUUUAAGGUUGUUGAGUGCAUCCAAGAUGAUGAAUACAAGUCAGAGUAUGCAGAGAACGAAGAUCUGUGGAAUGUGGUGAAACCACCAGAAUACGUACCCCCACCUCCAAAGAAGGAGGAGCCUGUGGCAGAAAAAGUUAUUGAUCUACAGACUGACUACUAUGCAGAUUUUCUUAAAAUUAGAUCACACAAGAGCACUGAUAACAAGACAACUAGUGACAUGCAGUUGCUAGACCACAGUGUGUUUGAUUAUGACUUCGACUCAGGUGAAGACCAAACUUUGCAAAACCCUGGGAAAUCAUAUGAGCCUCUCAACGUCUCUAAUUCAGAAAUGUCGGAGAUGUCAGCAAUUGAGCCGCUGCAAAAAUCCCCAGACUCUGAUGUCAAUAACACAAUGGGUAAUGGCACAAACAGCUCUCAAACGUCAGUGGUAAAUGGCACGAUUGACAACAGUGAAAAUCAUCAUGACAUUAUGUCUAAUGAGAAGUCAGAUGACAAGACUACUAACAACACAGAGUUGGUGGAUUAUGGCAAAAGCUUAAUGGCUCAGGACACUGAAAAAUCUGGGGAACUGUUAAAUGUCUCACAUUUUGAUGACAGGGAGUUGCUGGACAGAGAGUAUGGUUAUGCAGACAGCAUACCAAUUGGAAACCAAACUAUACAGAACCCUGGAGAAUCCAGGGACGUCUCUGACUCUGACGGCAAUAACACCAUGAAUAGUGGUGUACACAGCACUGCUACGUCCAUGUUAAAUGUCACCGGUUUUACAGCCACAGCGCCUCCUCUGGUGACACCACCAAUAAAAGUUUCCUGCUCCAUUCGGGGUGAUCUAGCAUCUUUACACAGACUGAUUCACAAAUGCCGAAAUGAAGAGGAGCUAAAGGAAAAAGGAGAUGACAAACAGGGAUCUUCACCUCUCAACAUCACUGUGGACGCACAAAAUGAAAAUUACACAAGGCUGGUGGAAAACACUACCAAUGAAACCUCAUCGGAAGUUGGAAACAGCACAACCCCUUCUCCUAGCAAUCAGGUCAUCACAAGCCUGCCAGUGAACGUGUCAUCUGUAGCGAGCGGCCCACAGGUUAGCUUGAGAAACUCAUCCUCAUCAGAGACCAGUGAAUUGGGCUCUUUCAACGAGAGGAGCCAGGAGGAGUAUGACUUCAUAGAGGACCCAUAUGCCCAGUCGAUUCAUGAGCAGGGUAACAAUUUGCCAGCGGCUGACGUGAGAAAGUAUUACCUGAGCAUAGAGGAAGUCGACUGGGACUACGGCGGAUAUGGACAGAAGCGGUCUGAUAUUAGAUCUGAUGGACGUCCCACGGCAUUCAAAAAGGUGGUCUACAAAGGUUAUCUGGACCCCUUGUUCAGAGUGCCGGAUAUUCGAGGGGAGGUUGAAGAACAUUUGGGAAUACUUGGCCCUGUAAUAAGAGCCGAGGUCGGUGAUAUUAUCAUGGUCCUUGUCAGAAACCUUGCGAGCAGACCCUAUUCUCUUCAUGCCAAUGGUGUGUCCUACAGCAAAGACAUGGAGGGACUGAACUAUGUGGAUGGCACACCAAACCAGAAGGACAACGCUAUAGGGGUCAACCAGACCUACACGUACAUGUGGAAAGUGAAUGACAAAGUGGGACCAAAAGAAGUGGGCAAAAACGUGGAUCCCAAGGAAAGGGGACCCGACUGUCGAACCUGGGCCUAUUAUUCUGGAGUGAAUCCUGAGAGAGACAUCAACUCAGGGCUCAUUGGACCGCUGUUGGUCUGCCGAAAGGGAACCCUCAGUAAAAAGCCUAUAGACAUUAGAGAGUUUGUGCUCCUUUUCAUGACCUUUGAUGAAAACAAGAGCUGGUAUUAUGAGAAGAACUACGCUUUGUUUGAAAGGAAGAACAAGAGAACUGUUCAGGAGCCCUUGUUCAACGAGAAUAUUAAAUUCCCAGCCAUCAAUGGCAUAGUCUAUGCCCUGAGAGGCCUGAGAAUGUACACCAAUCAGCUGACCAACUGGCACCUGAUCAACAUGGGAGCAGCCAAUGACGUGCAGAGCAUCCAUUUCCACGGCCAGACCUUCCUGAACCACCAACGCCAACGCCAGAGCGUCUACCCUCUGCUCCCUGGAGGUCUUACUACGCUACAGAUGACGCCAUCUAAGCCUGGCCUUUGGCUCCUGGAAUCUGAGGUUGGAGAGGAUCAGCAAGGAGGAAUGCAAACACUGUUUCUUGUGAUAGACAACGAUUGUGGUCAUCCCCUCGGCCUUAUCUCUGGAAGUGUCGAGGACAAACAGAUCACUGCCGACCACACCAGAGGUUACUGGCAACCACAUCUCGCCAGGCUGCAUAACUCAGGGAAGUACAACGCAUGGAGCACUGACCAGCGUAACUCCUGGAUCCAGGUGGAUUUCCAGAGGCCAGUGGUCAUCAGCAAGGUGGCGACGCAGGGAGCCAAGGAGAUGUUCUACUCCAACUACGUAACCAACUACACCAUCUCCUACAGUAACGACCGCAGGAAGUGGGUCUUCUACAAGGGAGACAGUGACACCACCAGGAAGACUUUCGCAGGGAACUCAGAAGCCAACAAGGUGAAGGAGAACAUAUUCUUUCCCCCUCUGGUGGGUCGCUUCAUCCGUCUCCACCCGCUACACUCGUACAACCAGCCCACUGUACGGAUGGAGUACUAUGGCUGCGAACUGGACGGUUGCUCAGUGCCAAUUGGUAUGAAAAGUAGGGAUAUCGGAGACCAGAAGAUCACGGCCAGCUCUACGGCCAGUAACUGGUACGCAGGCACCUGGGAGCCCUGGCUGGCCCGCCUGGAUAAGCAGGGUACUGUCAACGCCUGGCAGGCCAAGUACAACGACUUGAGCCAGUGGCUGCAGGUGGAGCUGAGGACCGUGAAGAAGAUCACUGGCAUCAUUACGCAGGGCGCCAAGUCCCUGGGCACCAGGAUGUACGUCACGGCCUACACCCUCCAGUACAGCAAAGACGGCCUGCGCUGGACCAAGUACACGGAUAACCCUGAUUAUGAAAUUAAGGAAUUCGAGGGCAAUACAGACAGCAAAGAGCACAAGAGGAAUUACAUAUAUCCUCCCAUAUUUGCUAAAUUCAUUCGCAUUGUUCCCAAGAGAUGGAAGAAAGCAAUCAGCAUGAGACUGGAGCUUCUUGGCUGUGAUUUUGAGUGAUAAUAAAAAUGUGAAGGUAAACUGGAAUUUGACAGGAACCUAGAUUACUUUUGAUAACUCAGUUU
This is a messenger RNA of Engraulis encrasicolus (European anchovy), 5265 nucleotides long. Its product is annotated as coagulation factor V-like. Gene Ontology annotation, cellular component: plasma membrane. Lineage: Eukaryota; Metazoa; Chordata; Actinopteri; Clupeiformes; Engraulidae. Gene Ontology annotation, molecular function: signaling receptor activity; copper ion binding; oxidoreductase activity. The record is from RefSeq and is a predicted model, not a curated record. The coding region runs from base 47 to 5200 and encodes 1717 amino acids. The transcript has 25 exons.